CCGAGAGGCCAAGAUACCUCCCAGCCACUGGAGAAGGAAGGACAAUGCUGGGAAUGGAGAAUCCUUAUGCUGAGGGGCUGAAGGAAACAGGCUCUUAUUAAAUCUGGUCCUUAAUGACACCAUGGGAGAAAGCCAGCAUGUUUAUGCCACCCGUGAUAUUGAGUCUGGUGCCCAGGACAAAGUUCUCAGCUUCGAGCCGUUCAGCAAGAAAGAUGUUCAGAGCAAGAACGAUAACGGGACCAACUUUGUCAGCCGCAAGGGCAAAGAGCCUCACAAUCAACGGGAAGCUGUGAUCCGCCCCCAGAAAGCGGGCAAAAUAGACUUCAAGUCCCUCACCAACCGCCCCAGGUUUCCCAGCGCCAGACCAUGGGGUGCCGCCACAGGAGCCCCCCCGUCCCCCCCUGGAAGGAGCCGUGGACGAGAGAAGAGCAGCAGGCGGUCUGGGAAGGGCGAGCGGGGCCAUCAGCAGCUCUACCGGCUCACCGUCAGCAACGCCAGGCCCAACCCUACCAUUGGCAUCGCUUACCCCCAGCAGAAAAUCACCCCGCCCAAGAAGGUUGAGGCUGACCAAGGACCGGCCGUGGGCAGCUACCGGUUCCACGUCCCCAGCGUCCCCACGAGAGAGCUGAAGCUCCAAGAGGAAGAGCUGAGCUUUGCCCGCUGUUUUCCAGAGGCUGCCCCCAGGCACAUCUCCAGCAAUUAUACCUCGCAAGCUGCCGCUGCAUGUCCGAACCAUGGUUCAAAGAUACGACCACUGGGUAGUGUUCCUCAUGAAAACCCUGGCACCAAAGGGCUGUUCCCUUAUUUGGAGUUCCAAGCCAAUGGGGGUAACCUGUGGCCUCCCCCCGACAAAAGCUAUCCUGGUGCCAGUAACGGACUCCCGGCCCCCAAGCUGAGCACACCCCGCCUUGGGCCCCUGUCCUUCCAGUUCCCCUUCUCACCUUUGCACAGCUCAGCGACAGACCCGUUCCAAGGUGAGGCUCAUACCCAAGAUUAUAGCGAUGUACCACGGGCCACCAGUCAGCCUUCUCAUGGUGCUUUUGCCUUCCAUUCUUCCUCCAGGGACUGGAAGGAGGAAGUUCUUGGCAACGGCUCCUACGACAGUGUGGAGAGCAGGACUUACGGGCUGGCUCCUCAGCCCACCCCGUUCCUCCUGCCACAGGCUCCGGGGCACUUGCCAAGCUAUAAAGGAAGGAACGAACAUUCCACUGACCGCGAUGGUGCUCUUUCUCCCUCUGGUGCUAUUGACCAAGUCCCAAGCACUUUCCAAGAAAACCAAGCUGUUUUCCCACCUGGUUUACAUGCCUCUGGUCUGUCAAAGCCGAUGGGUAAGAGGCCGACUUUGUCGAAAGACAGUGUAGCUAGUCCAAGGAUACUGGAUGCAGGCAGCUCUCUACGAAGGGGCGCGCUGUCAGUUUCUCUGCCGCAAGUGCACUUUCAGAGCCAGGCUUCAAACGAGCCCUCGGCUGGGAGCGCCCCUUCUGGCUCGGUGCCUUUUGAGAAGAGCCUUCCCACCAGCGUUCAGGCCCACCCCCGGCUCCUGCAGACCUGGGAGGGGGGCAAAAAGACUUACUCCCCCCUGGAGCAAAGCUCAGCAGUGUGUCCCAGUCCAGGCGGCACUCAGCUCCCGUUCGGGUACCCUUCUGCUCUGGAGCAAAGACAACACGUCAAGAAGGCCUGGCAGCAUCUGCAUCUCGCUUCUGGGAUGCCCGGUCAGAACAGAAUUGAGCUGUCCAGAAAGCUGUCCAGCCAGAAGCUCCCUUUCCCCCUCAGCACCUCAGAGUGGGAUGGAAGCAGGAAACGGCCCCAAAGCCCCACCAGCUAUCCCAGUAAAGCUCUGGGGACUGAGGAAAGGCAGUACCCAGCCCCUCAGAGCUGUAGCUCAGCAAGCAGCUUCUGUUUCGAGGGGUCCACGGAGGUGGAGACGUCCAAGAGCAAGUCCUUCUUCUUCAGCGUGAGCCCAGCACUCUCUUCCAUCCCAUCCCACCACCCUUCCAGUCCCCACAUAGUAUUGCCCCCAUCCGCCUUAGCGCCAUCCCCAAGUGGCUCUCCUCUCCCAUCCCCUGUCCCCAACCUCACCAGCAGCUGCUCCUCCCUCUCCCCAACAUCCAGCAGCCCAACCAGCCACAGCUUUGAAGAUGAGGCUGCAUUGGCCACAUCCACCUGCUUCCACCAUCAAGGCCACCCAAAGGAUGGCAGUAAGCCCUUCCAUGCCAUGGAGCUGCUGGGUUCCAGUGCAGCCCCCUACCAGAUGGCCAAUCCUAUCAAGGCCUUUCACCAGGAGCUUCUCUACAAAGGCAUCUCGGAGGACAGCCAUCUCCAAAAACCAAACACGGAUGCCUCCAAAAGGUGCCCAGAGGGUUUUGAGAGCGAGCUGCCCCCACCACCUUAUCCAUAUUCCUCCCGUCACUUCCUGGCCAGCUCACUGAGCAGCACGAGUCUUGACCAGCUGGAUGUUUUCCUGACUUGCAAGCAGUGUGAUCAGAACUUCAGCAACCUUUCCUCUUUCUUGGAGCACCGUCAGUUCUGCAGCUCUCAUGUGGUCCUCCAAGGUCAGGCCAAAGACACCUCCCGAGGAGCAGAAGUCAAGAAGCAGCAUCAUGUCUCUCCUGAGCCUGCAAAGCACACACAGUCUAGCCUGGGAAUGAUCCUCCCUCCAGAUCCGCAUUUGCAACUGCUUGCUUUGAAUAAGACUGUUGAUUUCCUGGUGGAUGUAGAGGGCAAAGGGGAAUCCAAAGAUGAUCCUCUGAAAGCGAACCAGCUCAGUGGCCUUCCCGGGAACUUCUUGCCACUCAACACUUCCGACUUGGAGAUAGAUGAUGCCAAACUAGACAGUUUGAUCACAGAAGCUCUGAAUGGACUGGGAUACCAGUCGGAUAACCCAGAAAUUGACAGCAGCUUCAUCGAUGUGUUUGCUGAUGAAGAACUGGCAUCUGUGAAGGUCACCAGUGCUGGGACACCUUUCAAAGCAAAAGAGAACUUGACUUUGGGGAAGAAAGCCAAACAUGUUGCUAUGGAUGAAAACACGAAGAUGCUAAACUGCUGUGACAACCAUCCUAGUGGGGAGCUAGCAAAAAGUAGGACAUCAAAGCAACGUAAAGAGAGAGGAACAAACUGGCUCUCAGACCUUGGAGAAGAAAGCCUUGAAACAGUCAAGAGCACUGAACUGGCUCGAAAUAAGGUUCCGGAGCCAACAGUAUAUGGGGGGACAGAGCGUGAUGCAGGUACCCAACUGAAGAUAGGAAAGAAGAAUUGCAGAAGUUCUUUCCUGCCUAUGAAGCAGGGGGGCCACACACGGUCAGAUGUGAGGCAGACCGAGAACCCUGACUGCGCUUCUCUAGUGAGUGAACUCGAGCCUGAUGGUACCCACAGUGUGGCAGGAAACACCAUGCGCUCUAAGAAAGAUGCCAAGAAGAGGAAGCUGCGCAGUGGCAGUUGGAGCAAGGAGCUUAUUCAUAAAAUCGUCCAGCAAAAAAACAAGUUCCAUAAACUGCACACCCAGAAUAGCAAAACAGUGCCACUUUCCUUGCUCACCAACCGGUUCCUUCCAGAAACCAAAGACAAUAAAUUUAGCGAGUAUGAAUACAUUUCAGAAUCAGACGACGAGAGAGUGGAAUAUGCCAAGCGACACUGCAGGAGGAAGCUGGGCUCGAGGUUCAGUGGACGGCUAAGGAGUAGUUUGAGCAGAAGGGGCCAAGGAAGAGGAGGAAGGGAGAAGGAGAAGGAGCCGAUACGGAGGAGUGGUCCAGGGAGAGGGCGGGAGGAACCCAAAAGGUCCGCAGGCAAGGAGCUUGAAAGGAAGGACGGUGUUGUAACGAGAACGAGGAGGAGAAGCAGCCAGUCUUCUGCCAGCAGUCGCCAGAGCACGGGCGUGUCUAGUGAAACCAGCAACAGCCCCCAGAGCACUGAGAGGGGUGACUCGGACACCGAAAGGGAAGGUGAGCGGAGGAGGCAGCUCCUGCAAGUUUCCAAGUCCAUUGGACCACUUGAUGUUCCUCAGAAAGAAACAAUAAGAAAAAGCCACCGUGUCUGUUCUGGCUUGUCUGGAGAGCCAGAUAAGGUCGACCCACCCAAAACUCAGCCAGCAGAUAACGUGUUUCAGAAAGACAAUCCAAACAUUCCCCCAGACAAGGAAGGUGAAGCUUUGCUACAGAGCAGCCGGAAGCCACGUCACCCUGAGGCCACACCUGGAAAAGGUCCAGAGACCAGACGUCUCUGUCCUGAAGGUUCUGACCAGUGCAACAGACGCUUCUGUUGCAACAGUGAAAAGCCAAAGGUGGUGUCAGAAGAUGCAGGGUGGCAGUCCGAGGAGACGGGGGAUCCCCUCUGCUAUCAAUAUGCUGCUGGUAAAGGAGGGCUCCUGAAAAACCACGUGGAAGAGCUCGCCGGCUCACCAUCCACGGGCAAGCAGAACAUUCCCAGUGAGGAGAGCACCAGCUGUGAACAAGUGGGCAUCAAGGGGUUGAAGAGACAGAAGGAACUCAUCGUGCCAGUCGGCUGCUUUGGUGACAAUCCUGUCAGCACAUCUGGGAAAGGCGUCAGUACGCUUCUGGAUGCUGACAGUGCGUUUUAUGACUGCAAAGAAUUAUCCAACAGCUAUGGGACACCCAGUUUAUUCUCAGGGCCACCAACCAUUGAACCUUCCCCUAACGAAAAUGUAUACUUGUGUCAGGGAGACUUUGAUGUCCCCUCGUUCAAAGAGAAGCACCAUGACAUCAUGCCCUGUGAGUCGGAUAAUGCACCAAGUAAGGUCUCAUCGCCCCUUAACUUUGAUUCGCCAUCAGUGUUUGGAGAAUUCCCUAUAGCUGAGUUUGAUGCCAACUUAUAUGACAGCGUGGCUUCAAGCAAGGACAGUUACAUUCCCUUUGAGUGUGCCAAUCAUCAGCUUGGCAAGAUAAUCCCCUUUGACCAGCAAUAUUCAUCUUUUCUAUCAGAAAAGGACUGGGCCUUGAUGGAGGAAGUGUCCCCUGUGUUGCCCGAAGAUAUGCCCCAGAUUCAUAGACUGUCUGCUGAAAAACCAGUACCAAAGAGGUACCCCAGUGAAAUCAACCCGUUGUCUCUAUCUGAACGGCUUUCCGACUACAACAUGCAUUUCGUGAGUGGUUUAUCAGACGAUGAGCUGGAGAUUAAAAGGUUGGUCACUGAGCUUGAAAGUCAGCUGCAAGCAAACAAACUUAAUAUGCAGGCCUCUGAUGAAGACCAGGCUUCAGUAAAUCACACCAGCAUGGAAGCAAAAGAAUCUACUCAUGAGUUUUUGUCUUUAAGGCUGGACCAGCAACAAAAUGGAAAAGGGUUAUUUCUAAUGGAGGCUGAGUAUGAGAAUGCAACCCUUCUUUCCACAAAAACAUUUAGCUGUGAAAACGUAGCAAGUGAGAAAACACUCCUCCCAACUUUGGACGCUAAGUAUGGAAGUCCCAACAAUCCUUGGCCAUGUGCAGGGUCCUUCAGCCCUUUACAAUCAGCCACAGAUCUGAUUCUGGUAGGCCCUUUUAGGUCCCAAGGGGACCGAGACAAAACUGCUGAAAAUCUGAAGGAUAUUGAGAUCUCUGCUGAAGCUGACUUUGAGGAAAUCAAAGAUGCAUCUGCUAGAAUCAUGCCAGAUUCAUGCCUUGAAGACCUAUCAAACAGCACUGGGGUUCCAGACUAUCCUGAACAUAUUAUACAAAGUCCUGAUUCAAUCUUCCCUAAGUCCCUGGAGGACAGUGAGUUAAAUUCACAUGAGAAUUUGCCACUGAGACCAGAUGUGUUCCCAAAACUACCAUCAGGGGAGAAAACAUUUGAUGACACCACAGAGUUAAAAUCAUAUGGCCAUGAGGUUCCACAUUUAGAACCAGAAGUUGGCUUGCAAGAUAUUGACACUCUAGAAUCAGAUGGCAAUGUGUCUUCUAGUGCACAAAGCCAAAAUCCAGAAAAUCAUUCACCUGGAAAGCUGGAAAGCACAACGCUGUUCCAGAACAGUAAAGAUGAGCAUCUAGGUAAAAAUGAGGAGACUGGAAGCCAAACUGUUUGCCAGGUUUUAAUGCUAAAGGCCAAAGCUGACAAUGGAAACACUCCUCACUUUGAUGUGUUGACCUUUUCCAAGGAAAUGGAUGGAGAAGUCGUGUUCAAGUCCACUACGCAAGAGAAAACAGCUAAUCCUUUGCAGCAGCUGCAGUUGUUUGUGGCUAGGACAGUUAAAAACAAUGAGGAGGACUUGGGGAUUUCCUCGUUCCCAGCUCAGCAUCCCAUUGCUCACCUGCCCACAGGUCAGAGCAUUCCUCCAGAACCAGAAGAGGAGCCUGUGGACAAAGAGCAAAAUGAAGAAGUGACCAGUGGCCCCACGUUGGAGAAAAUGAGAGCGACUCUGUUAAAAAAGACCGGGAAAGCCGCUGAGCAAUCUGUUCCAGCCAAACUGCUUUCCGAGCCAGAGAAACAGGCAGAACAUUUUGAUGAAUGGGUCUCAGGCGUUUCAAAAGACUUGGCCCCACUGAACCCAGCACAAUACAGUAAUGUUGCUCAGCAGCAGCACUUAAAGGCUGAAUGUUUGGAAGUGAAUGGCCACACCGCACGCGCAGAUGGUAUCGCCCUGGAGCACAGUAACCUCUCCACGCCCGGCAACUCAGAAGUAGCCUCAGCACUCAGGGAGAAGAGAACACAGCAGAGUCAAGUUACAGGACAGGCAGGGGGGGAUCAAGGAGAGAAGACCUUGGCAUUUAGAGACUGCAGAAAAUCCCCACUAAGCCCUGGAUCUUCUGGGAAGAAAACAUCACAAAGUGCUUUACCAGCCGUGCUCCAAAUACACAUGGCCUGUUGCGCUUCUUGGAACAAAGCCUGCUGUGGGGACCAAGAGUUGGGGACUGCCAAAGCCCACCAGGUAGAAGAGAGAGAAGAACAGCUGAAACAUCUGCAGCUUAAUGUGUCUUUGGCUCCCAACUACUCCCCUGAAAGUCAAACUGAGGAUGCUCAUCUCCUGCAGAGAAAUGGCUUCUCUUCAAGAAAUAACUCAGGUUCAGCAGAAGGCCAUGACUUGGAGAAGCAAGUCAGUUACUAUGCAGAAGGCUCUCAGGCUGGUUUCUCUCAGGAUGUUGGCUUUGCUGAUCAGGAAAAGCUACUGAAAGCUGACCCAGGAAAUGCAACAGGCUCUGACUUCGGAGGGAUUCCAUCUGAAGAAAGUACAGGGCAGAUCACUGCAGCAAGCCAGCAGGUUGCCUUCCUUGCAUGCAGCCGCCCCUCUGUGCCAGAGAAGACCGCAGUUCCUCAGCAGAGUCCAUCAGAACAGAAGGAAGGCAAAGGAACCCUUCCAUUCUUUCCCACCUCUGACGCCAUUUCUCAUCUGCCCUCAGAUGUGCCUGGCACUCUGGCUGAAGACCUCAACUGUGACUUGAUGGAGCCUCAAAAGAAUAUCCCUCUACGUUACUCCUCAUCAAUCUGCUCCGGCAAAGUAGCCCCUUCUUCUGCUAAAACAGACAGACGUUUGAACUUACAAAUGCAUGACUGCAAAUCUCCCAGCAUGCUCCCUCUGAAAAGCAAGAAACAUUCUAAAGAGCCCUCCAAGCAUCCAGCUGAUGAAGACAGUGGCGUGUUCUCUGUGAGGGAUGGACCCAGUGGUUCUCAGGCCGCAUCCCUGCGUGGCAUCUUGCUCAACCAACUUCCACCAGGAAUUGAUUCUGUUGAGCUUAGAGGCGCAGUCUGUAAUAAAAAUGUGUCAUUAACAUCAAAACCCCAAGGGGGAAAGGACAUUGGAAGAGAACCCCAGGAAGGAAGUAAAGAUUCAUCUCAGCCAGGAUUUUUCGAAAAAGAUGUUGAUGUUCAGGAGGUGCCAGUUGUCAUUCUGACUAAAAAAGCUGAUGCCACUAGUCAGUUUCCACUGAGGGGAUCCUCCAGGGGCCCACAGGAUAGAAGCAACCAUUUGGAGAAUGAAGACUCCGCACUGAAUGAGAAUAUGAAAAAGUCUUCUGAGUGCAUGGAACAAGAAGGUAGCAAGGGUCAAAGUCUGAGAAAUUAUGCUAAGACUGGGCAAUCAAAAGCAAAGAAGAGGAAAGGGUUGCAGAUCACUUGUGAUAUUUGCUCCAUUUCUUUUAGAUCCAAAACUGGGUUGAUGAGGCACAAAGCUGUGAAACAUCAGAAGAAAAAGGAUAGUGUUUUGUUGCCCGACAAUAAUUCGGCUCCACUGGAAAAAGCCUUAAAGACAAGCAAAGUGCUCCCCAAGAAAAGCAUAAAGUCCUUCAUGAAAGAGAAAUCUGGUAGUUCAGACCUUUCAAAAGCUGUUGGCCAGUCCUUUCCUAAAUCCUCCAGAAGACAAAGGAAGGAACCAAAGGGACCAAUUCAUGGACUAUGUAUCAGCAAGGAACUCAAUGACCUAAAUGUUAUUUCAUCAGACAUAACUCAUGAAGUCCAAAAGACAAAUGAAAUACGGCCCACCAGCUCACAAGGAGAGAAAUCAGAUGGGUCAGAAAUCCGGUCCAGAAAAAAAACAAGUACAGAAAAAUCAAUCAGAGUGGUCAGUACCAAAAGAUCAAGCCGUGGUGUUGGGGGGAAAACAAAGGAAAAAUCAAGGCAAGCAAAAAUAACUUCAGACAAAAAUGAGGUCACUGUCUCUUUUCUUCAGGACUCUGAGAUCCCUGCAGUUCAUGGUAAUGCCACUGGCAGCACUGAUGACCACAUUCUGGCCACCAUCACAGAAGAACCAGGGAGCAGGUCAGAAGAGCAGGCCAACAUAUGUUUGCCCUUGCUUCCUCAGCCCUUGACAAACAAGGAAUUAGAAAAUGCUGGUGAAAAAACACCCUCAGCUCAAAGGACGGCUGAAUUGCAGCUUCUUCAGAAUGUAGAGAGCUAUAGAGAGGAAGGGGAAGAUGCAGAGCUGGAACAAAAAGAGAAAACCCAAGAGAGAUGGUCAAGUAGGUCUAUGGAAGAAGGUGAGAAUGAACUGAACAAAAAGCCUGCAUCAAAGGAGGGUCUGUUAGAAGAGAUGGACUGCACAACUCAAAAUAGUCCAUUGGUAUUCCUCACGUGCCCCAAUAAGCUUUCACCACCCUGUCAUCCUGGAACCACUUCUGAAAAGGGUUCCCCUAAAGCUACAUCUGAGAAAGCAUCAGGUGCCGAUGCUCCUUAUUUUGUGAAUCCAGAGCCCUGGAGGAUGGAAGAGCAGCAGCCACAGAAUGAGUCUCCUGUUGAUAAUGCAGGAGAACCGGAUCUGCCGAGCUUGUUUGAUGAUGACUCCACGUUUUCACAACUUUUCCCCAGAAACGACCAGUUUGCCCGUAGGAAAUGCACACGGGUGUAUGGGAAGCGCUCCAAGAAGCCUAAACCUAUUGCGGAGAUCAUCGCAAAGCCAGAAGGCACGCCAGAUAUCUUCACGAUCCGCAUGGCUUCUGAUCUUGGUGAAACCAGCUCCUUCUGCGUUACCCGGGAAGACCCUUGUGAAUAUGAUACCAUCUCCAUUGACGAUGCUUUGAUGCUCAACAUGUGUCAUGGGAGUAAAGCAAUGAGUGGCGACGUUAAUUCCAGAUGUACCCAAAACACAGUCCUGCAAGUGGAUACUGGGGAAAAGCAAGUGGCUGAUGAUUUGAAAAAUAACAGUGCCUUUCUAUGCCCCAAAUGCCCAAGUGGGUCUCUCCCGUGCUUCCAAAGCUGGGGUAACCUUGAGGAAACAGCAGAAAAUAAUUCUGCUGAUGGGACGUUGCACAGCUCAGCCGUGGAGCUUGCUUACGGACAUUCAGCUGUGGAAGACAGCCCAGAACCUCCUGGUCUGGAAGAAGAACCCUACAGCGCCAAACAAAAACCACCCUCUGCCUUUCGUACAAUUGAUGUGGAGAUGUUGAACAUGAAGUUUGAGACGAGGGACAUAUGUUUCUGCAGCACUGGAGAAGAUCGUCUGAGUCCUACAGAUGACGAUUGCACCUUAGGUUUCAAGCCUACAUCACUGUUGCAGGUCAGGCCCAUAAAACGUAAGCUCGAAGAAGGGAAGCCGGGGAAACCUCGUAGUGAUUUGAACCUCAAGAAUAAGGACAAGCAGUAUAAAUGCAAAGUGUGUUUCCAGUGGUUCCUUACUUUAGGGGAACUGGACUUUCACAAGCUCACCCACAAUCCCUCCCCGCCGCCAACCUGCUACAUGUGUGUCCAGAGGAAAUUCAGCUCGAGGGAACAGCUGAGGGACCAUUUAAAGGAGAAACAUGCCAAAAACAAGGCUGGCCUUUGGGCCUGUGGGAUGUGCCUGAAGGAAAUCUCAGAGGUCUGGAUGUACAAUGAACAUCUGCGGGAGCAUGCCACUCAGUUUGCCCGCAAAGGCCAGGCUCAGAAGUCCGUCUUGGGCCUGCCAGGCUGUUUCAGCGAAGAGGACGCUGCCGUCACCCAUUUCCUGAACUCCAUCAUUUGCCGGAAACCCGGCAAGUUUUCCAAGCAGGCCGGAGGGGGAAAUGGAGCACCUGUUGGCAGUGAGAGCAAAGGUCCCAAAGGGUUCUCUGGACAGGAUUCCGUGCUCCACAAAGACUUGCUGGAGAUCCCACUCAGAACCAGGCCACCCAGAGCCUCCCUCAGAGCACCACCAGUUCCAUCUCCUGACCCAAUCCCUAAGGUUGAGGGGGCCCAGAAGUCAGUGCCCAUUCAUCCUGAGUGCAAAGACCCCUCUCGAGAUUGCCACCACUGUGGGAAGCAGUUCCCCAAACCCUUCAAACUCCAGCGACACCUCGUGGUCCACAGUCUGCAGAAGAUCUUCUUGUGCCACAAGUGCCCCAUGUUCUAUCAGGAGACCAAGGAGCUCCGGAGCCACCUUGGCCAAGAGCAUGGAAUAGCUGAGGAAACAGAUAUCAAGCACACCACUCUCUACGCCUGUGAGCUCUGUGCAGACGUCAUGCAUGUCAUCAAGAAGUCUUUCAUAUGCAGUACUUGCAACUACACCUUCUCCAAAAAGGGGCAGUAUGACAGGCACAUGGAGAAGCACCUGGUGGGCAGCAGCAAGACCUUCCGGUUCCGGGGCGUGAUGCGGCCAGGCGCCUUUGCAAAAUGCAGGGAUAAGGAAGCCAAAGAGGAGGCCCAUGUAAGAGCAGAUGCUCCAGCAGCCAAAAGGAAGAAAGUGUCCCACCCCUGCAACUCCCCUGAACUGGCUUUGCCUGUGCCCUUGGAUGGUGCCCAAGCAUCCCAAGAAGAUAGUCAGCCACUGCUGUCUGUUGGUGAGGUUCUGUCCACAGCCACUAGCCUGACCGUGCCGCCUUCAGCCCAGACCCCUAUGAAAGCAGAAGGCCCAGGAAGUGAUUUCUCCAAUCUCUUGGUGGAAAGGGGGAAAUCGCCACUUCACCACCUACUUCCCUCCCUUCCCUUUGAGCCCCAAGAUGAACCAAGCAGCCCAGAACACAUGGCUGCACUUUCUCCAGAAACAUGGGCACAUGGGGAGAGCCUUGAGGACAACCCAAUUCUUCCCUCAGGCUCACCUGAUGCACUUAGCGUUGAUCUGGCCAGCAUCACACCGAAGAAGACAACCGCUGCACAGGAAAAGCUGCCUCCAGCUCAUCUCUCUGAGAAGUACAAGGGACUCGGUGUUCCAGAAAAAGCCACACUUGGCAGAAGGGUAGAACACAAUGUCGGCACUUGGGAGACCCCAUAUCUAGAAGAUCUUGCCAGCAAGGAGCCCAAGCUUUCUCCUGGAAGUCUGCGGUCUGCAGAGUGUAAGUGGUCUCCUGAAAUACAGUGGGGCAGCCGUUCUAAUAUGAAUGGACCUGCUCCUCAGGAUGCUGUGAGCAAGUUGCAUUUGCCAGAAACUGGUUUCCAUGAGUUACCACUCAAGGACAAGACGACAUCAUCUGCCCUAAACCAGCCUGCCAAGGAGAUUCCCUCAAAGAAUGCCAUAGGUGGCCAGGCCAGUGCUGAGAAUACCCGUGAUGUCCACUGCUCCCCAGGCAGUGCAGAAGAGGUUCAGAAGUGUUCCCUCCCGAAAGGCAAAGCCUUCCCAGAAACGGAUGCUGCCGCUCACCCCAGAGAUGGCAGCUCCAGCACUGGCGCAGAAGAGGCGGAACUCCGCUCGGUCAGGCCUGUGGGCGGCCAUCUCCAAGGCGAGGCAGGGAGUGCUCAGAAGAACAACCCUUCUGAUCCAAACAAGUUCCCAGAGAGACUGGCUGCGAAUCGGCUGGCCAGUCUUCACUCCAAAAAACCAAAGGAGCAUAAGUCUUCCCAUCGGGGGAGCUCGGCCUCCCGUGAGAACAUCGAGGGAGACGGGAGCAAAAAACGGAAAGCCCGGAUCCAGGAUUCUGUGAAAGGGGACAAUGUCAGAAAGGUUGACUGGCCCACUACUGAGGCAUUGGCCCUUUCCCCCCGAAGGAGGGACGCCCAUUCCAACAAAGUGACCCCUAAGCUGAAGGUGCCUGUGACCGACAGCCAGCUGAGAAAGUUGGUGCUUGACCAGGGCUUCCAGAAGAAGGUCGAGAUCUGCCACGCCAACGGAGAGUUGAGGCACAAGAAGGAGAUCUUGGGCGGCAAAGCCCUCCACCCACUUCUAGCCAAAGACCCCUCCGCCUCCCUGCCCAGCUCGCUAAGCCGGCGCAGAGCUGUCCACGGUGCUAAACUCCCCAGUUCCCACAGUUACAGGACAGCUGAAUCACAAACCCACCUCCUCAACCAGCUGUUUGGACAGAAAUUAACUAGCUUUAAAAUUCCUUUAAGAAGAGAUACUUCUGAGUAAUUUAUGAGUGACUGAUGGUGAUCCUUCGCUGCUUUCAUGGGGUUUGUGGGGUGGGGGGGAGAGAAAUUAUCAAAGCAUUACAUUCAUUUGUGUAGCUCGGUUUCUCUGUCUAGCUUAAAUGAACUUGCACUGCAGACUUUCAAAUAGUUUUGCUUUGGGUCUUACUAAUCUACUUUAAUUCACCUGAUUUAUCAUGCAAGCGCUAGAACUUUGAUGUUGCUGAUCAUUCUCAUGAACUCAAACGGUAAUCGCUUUGGGCAGGGCAAAGUGUCAAGAGGAAAUGUUUUAUUGGAGACGUACUGAGGUUGCAAGGGUUGCUUGCAAAUCCCAGCCCCUUUUCAGACGGUGUCUCUGUUAUCUUUGUGCAAAGGAUUUGAAGCCAUGAGCUUCGUACCAGAGACAGCUUAUUCAUGAGGUGCAGUACGCUGUAGAAAGCAUUUCCCCCCCUCCUCCCGAAGAUUUUGCACAAAUAAUCCUGAAUGAUUUCAUUUAAUUGGGAACCAGCCUUAGGCAAGAUACUUUUUAUUUUAAAAAAAGUUAUAAAAUGAGCAGGCCACAGUGCUGACAGACAGCUCUUCCCAAGAAUGUUGUGUUAAGGAUGAAUUGGUUCAUUCAACAGACCCCCUGAAAUUCUUCGCCUCUCUUAGACCACUGUGUAGAUGUUGCUGAAAUUUUGUUUUUAGAAGAGAAAUGGGUGUGCGCCCUUUAACCUAGCUAAACUGCACCUUGAAGAUGUAUGACAUGGUUCAAUACUUUUAAAAUAUUGUUUUAAUAUUUUCCAGUGAGACAACUGUGCCAACACCACUCCCAGCCACGUACUAAUGAUUUCUUUGAAAAAGAUUUCUGAAAAACCCAAACGUAAUCAUUUUUAAAGGCUUUCUGUAUUGAGGUAGUCGCUAAACUUGGUGUGGCUUUACACUAUGCAGUUAAGUGGUGCUAUUUUUAUUAUAAUGUGAAUUCUAACAGGAAC
Candoia aspera is the source of this 13619-nucleotide messenger RNA. It is a transcript of the gene ZNF469, whose product is annotated as zinc finger protein 469. The transcript has 2 exons. The coding region runs from base 122 to 12649 and encodes 4175 amino acids. The record is from RefSeq and is a predicted model, not a curated record. NCBI's taxonomy places the organism in Eukaryota, Metazoa, Chordata, Lepidosauria, Squamata, Candoiidae.